Messenger RNA from Paramuricea clavata, 4873 nucleotides. The record is from the annotation of a GenBank genome assembly. Lineage: Eukaryota; Metazoa; Cnidaria; Anthozoa; Malacalcyonacea; Plexauridae.
CAGGAUUACAUCAAAAUUUAGAUUUUAAUUGGUUACUUAAUGAACCAAUUAUCUCUCAAAAAUUAUUAAGAAAGUAUUGGGGGUUGCCCCAUCGCCCAUGCUGUUUAAUACAGUAGGUAUACAAUAUUCAAACAUCUUUUUCAAUAUACACAUAAAUUAAGGAACAUUCCUUAACAUGUUUCAAGUGUGAGAUUUAUGAUCUUACAUGACGUGAAAAACGAAGAUGGAAUAAAGAAUUUCUUUAAUGAGGUCUAUGAGACGUUUAUUAAGGUACGUUAUCUGACUGGUACGUUAUCUUGAUUUUAUACUCGUUCAUUUGACUCAUAAAGCCAGAAUGCAUCUAUUUUGUAGUAAUUUUGAACAACAGGUAAGCUACUAGUAUGUGGCAUUCCGAUAUAUAAAAUGACAGGAUAUUCACAGUAUCCUUCUUGAUCCUUAAUUUAAAGGACCCCAAGGGUCCAGAAAGAUUUCUCAAUGGAGUCGAGCGAGGCUGAAAAAGUAUUUUGACCCAUUUUAGAUUUCAUCCUUUUUUACUGUAAGCUUAACUGUUAGAUAGCACUUUGAGCUUCGAAUUAGGGACUGGUCAUAAAAUAAAGGGGGGUCUGGGAAAAUCAUAUAUUUGGUGUCUGCACUUUUGGUAGCCCACCCCUUAAUAGCUGCACAAAAAUUUGUGGCCCACCCUUAAAUUGGUGCUGAAAAAUUAUGACCCACCCUUUCAGAAACGCGAAAGAUACCAGCGUUCUAUUUUUCUGUUGCCAAAUAAUUAUAUGUUACAAUACUCAAUAGCUAUUCAAAUGGUGCAAUUAAAAUUCAGGGCCUCUUUUAAGGAUGUGUAACUGGAGAGGACAUAUUUAGGUGGGGACCUGGAGAAGUUCCAGUCAGCGAGUCUGUAUCACUGCUGCUACCAGCAUAUAUAUGCAUGGUUUAACUAAUAAGUAUACGUCAUAGGGCAGCAGAUCAGGCCGUAACUAGGAUUCUGUGAGAACAGAGUCGACCACCCAAGGUGCGAGCUUCUAGAGUCUGGGGGCACACACCCAGAAAAUUUUGGAUUUCUUGAAGCUUAGAUAAGCUAUUUCCCGCAUUUGAGGAGUUUUAUAACAAGAAAUUAACCUUAUAAACAGUGACACAAUUACUGCAAUUUCACAGUCUCCCAAAUGUAAUCCAGUCCCAAUAAGGCAACAUGGUGUGAUGAUGCGGUAAUUAAAAUGUGUGUGGUAUAGUAUUUUAUAAAAUAACAUGUACAUAACGCGUAUUCUGAUUGGUCGAAACCCGUGUUUGGAUCAGGCCAUCCAAACACGGGAAGACUAUCGUGUUGUUGUUAUUUUAUAAAACAAUUACUUUAUGGUUUCCGUGUUUGGAUGGACUGAUCCAAACACUUGGGAAUGUUGCUCGAGUUAAGAAAAGCGGGCAAAAUUUCGCUCGCUUUUCUUAACCCUCGCAACAUUCCCGCGUGUUUGGAUCAGGCCAUCCAAACACGGAAACCAUAAAGUAAUUGUAUAAUCAUUCACCACACUUCAAAUUCUACAGUACUGUAUUACAUGUAUUGGGGUACUUGAAAUCGACACAUUCGUCUUCUCAGUGUCACUGAAGAGCAAGAUAGGGUGGUCUCUUUGGAGUAUCUUUGCUUGGAAAAACUAAACUAGAAUUUCGUCCUAAAAUGCCAUUUCAUACCUUGUUCCACAAGCAAAUUAUUUCAGUCAUGGUUUCUCCCCAAAUUCUGUUCUACUGAGUAAACUGACUCGGUGGACUCGUACAUGUAGCUAGUUACGGGCCUGCAAAUGAUGGUCAGAUUCAGAAAUGUUAACAACUUAACAUUGUUUUCUCACUUUGAUACAUACUUGCUGGUUGACCACCUACUGCAGGUAGUUCUUAGAGACCUAACGGGGGACAAUUGCUGAGUGGAGGAACCAGUAGAGGGCUGGGGGCAUUUCCUCCCCAGUCUAUAUGUUAAAAGAGGCCCUGAAUCAAAUACAGAAAGGUCUUUCUUUGCAUGGAACUUCCCAUGCAUACUGCAUUAUGCAGUAUCUUUUUCAUAAUUAGAGACCUUUAGUUGGACAUUUACAGCUAACGCCAAACCGCCAACGAUGAUUGUGAUUUAACUACGCUCUUGUAGAAAUUACACUAAUUUUGUUACAUAAUAAACAUCCCAGGGCCUUUUUUAACAUACAAGCUGGGGGGGGGGGGCAUUUCCCCCCCCCCCCAGUCCCCCUUGUGCCCCCACGAAACCACAUUCCCCGUCCCACGAAAUCACAUUUUGCCCCCCCCCCCCAUUGAUAAACGGAAAGUAAGUUUUAGGCUUUAUCCUUUGUCCUUGUUUAACAAAAUCGAUUUAAAGGAACUGUGUCACCGCGUGUGCAUCCUACGUGUUUUAACACUAAGUAAUGAUAAAUUAUUGUUAAUAUUUUUAAAAUUCUUUGUGCGUUUUUUCCUUCUUUUAUUUCAAAUACAAGUAUAGUUAGGAUAAAUUUUAGAGCAAAUUUAGAUGCUCAGAAUGCAGGAAAUGGCAUUUCCGGGCUUCAAAUUUCAAAAAUUUUCUGGGGGAGAGACCCCCCCCCCUAUUUAUUUGUGGUAUGUCGGCCACACACGUGACCCACGGCCAUUGCUAUCCCCCUUUAAUAAGUAAUGAGUAAAUUAUUGUUAAUAUAUUUUAUUUUUUCUGCAUUUUUUCCUUCUUUUGUUUCAAAUACAAGCAGGGAUGCCGGAAGUUGCUGGGGGCAAGGGGUGCAAUUGGUUAACAAGAGGGCAUAUUCCUUAACAAAAGGGCACUAAUGAAAAUGAAAGGGCAUCUAAAAAUUAUUUUUGGCGACCUCCUCCCCCCGCCACCCCGUCGCCAAAAAUUUUUUGGUCAGUGUACCAUUUUAGGGGUAAAAAAAUUUUCCGGACAUACCACAAUUUUUCCUAAAUACGAAAAAAUUUUCCGGACAUACCGAAAAAAAUUUUUUCAAAAAUGCCCUUUGCGCAAAAAAUGCAAUUUUAAUGGAAAAUUUUCACGCAAAAAGGGCACUUUGUGCACCCGUUGCACCCGUAUUCUGCACCCGUACUGCCGUAUUCUGCACCCGUACUGCUCCCACAAAGUUGAAAAUGCAAAAGGCAAGGGGUGCACUUGCACCCGCUGCACCCGUGGUUCCGGCAUCCCUGAAUACAAGUAUAGUUAGCAUAAAUUUUAGAGCAAAUUUAGAUGCUCAGAAAACAGGAAAUGGCAUUUGCGGGCUUCAAAUUUCAAACAUUUUCUGGGGGAGUAUGUCGGCCACACACGUGGUUGUCAGCCAUUGCUAUCCCCCUCUAAUAUAUUAUCUCACAGAAAGGUCCCUUUUCAAAAAAUGCCCCGCCCCCCCUGGAAAAUCCUUAAAAAAGGCCCUGAAACAUCCCACACAAAGCUCGUGACAUUUAGCAAUAAUGAUUAUCAGAAAAUUAGUUAGCCACUACUAACGUAUUAGCCAAGACAGUAAAUUCAGCUUUUAACGUUUGCGGUAUAAAUUUUACACAUGGAUCCUGAUACGUUUUAUUUCUAUUUUUAUAAUUUACUUUAUGACCAGUCCCUUCGUUAUUGCAAGCAUAACUAUGUACAGUAAUGUCUGCCUCGUACCCAGGCGCUAUGUGUUGUUCUAUGCUUGCGUGACCUUUGCGUGGGCUAAUUUGAUCGAACAAAGCAAAGCGCCUGGGUACGGGGCAGCAGUAAUGUUGAUUACUUUCGGACUGGUUGUAUUAUUUUGGGGAAAAAAGCCCUCUUAUGCAGCACCUUUUAUUAUUUAUGCUGUCUAUAAAUACCACAAGAUUUUACUCCUCAAGUGGAGAAAAUGCUUGUGCGGCAUGUAUUAUUUUACACUUGAUGUACAGUACCACUACAUUAUUUAUGUUGCAGGUAAUGAUGAACCCAUUUUAUCAACAUAACACCAAGAUCCAACUUCCUGUUUUUGAUAAGAAAGUAAUGGUAGCAGGAAGAAAACACUUGCUGAAUUAAAUAAACAUUAAAGAACUAUAGAAAUGAAAUAAGAAAGCUAGAAUCAGUUUGACCUUUCUGAAGUGUUGAGUAAGUUAUUUUACACUUUUUCGAUUGGUCUGCCUUACCUUAGUUUGAGUAAGUAAGAUAAGUAAGAAAACGUGUAAAGUUUCACUUUACACUGUUGUGAUGACUGGCAAAUUCACACGAAUCAGUCAUUCAUUCAUUCAUUCAGUCAGUCAGUCAUAGAGUAAACUUUCCGGGGGGUGUAUACGAUUUAUGUUCUCAGUGAUUUAUUGUACUUAGUACUUUGAAGGUUUUUUAGGUAAUUUCAGUUGUCUUCUUUAAAUAUUCUUUAGGCCAUUUUCCAGUUUCACAAAAUUUUUUCAGGAAUCGUUAAUGUCGUUAUUGUAAAUGUCUUUAAAUUUUAGAACAUUUGCUUCUCAUGUUGUGUAAAGGAUCAUUACCCCGGAACACCCGAUUUUUUCUUUGGCAGCGCAAAUGCGCAUGCGCUAUGAAGCCGCAGAUCACGAUGGCGUGCUAGUGCUAACACCGCGGAAAAACGUCUGCGCAUGCACCAAAUUAUGAAAAUAUGGCGGGGAAUUUGAAUAUCAAUUUCUAAACCAAAAACAUGCUUAUUAAUUGGUCAAAAAUUAGUAAAACAAACGAGAAAAUAUAGCAAAUGGGUAGACUAGACAUUAAUUGAAAGCGUCCUGGCAUUUAAAGUAUGGAAUGAAAUAGAAUUCAUGUAAAAAAAUUGUUGAUUUUAACGGACACGACUUCGAAAUUUUUUGCUAAAUUAUUCAAAACAAAAAUUCAAACUCAAAAGUUAAGAAAACUCUCGAAAAGUUAAGCUUCUUAACCCACUCAAAUUGUAGAAUAAAUCCUAAAGUUUAAUUAUUGUGAACACGAAAAUUUUUUAUAUUUGGCGAC